Molecule: messenger RNA, 5930 nt
Organism: Manduca sexta (tobacco hornworm)
Lineage: Eukaryota; Metazoa; Arthropoda; Insecta; Lepidoptera; Sphingidae
Product: protein FAM13A
Exons: 11
Coding region: 859-2553 (564 amino acids)
Source: RefSeq, a predicted model, not a curated record
AAAAUACUGGCACAAAAAGACAUUUUCACAGGCAAAAACAUCAACAAUUUUCUGUUUGUGUUCAUGUAAAAUUUUUAGUUUUAAAAAAAAUAAUCAGCUGAUGUGAUUGACUUUUACGAUUGUACAGCCAAUCACAACAAAUUGGAACUGGAAACCUUCACGAUUGUUAAGAUCCGAAAACAUAGUUCCCGCAGUAAAUUCUAAAUUGUGCGUGAACUGACAAGAACACGGCAACAUGAUAGACGACAAUUGACCGAGUUGCCGCUCCGUGAACUCUUCCGCUCGACUCAUGGACGCGCCCAUAUUCGACAUGUCCACGGAAGAGAUGUCGCAUCGCUGUUGAGAGCUAGAAAGCUCUGAACAUUCCUUCAAUCUAUCAAUGCUGAACUAUAGACUCGUGUCAACGCAUUUUUUGAAGCAGCCGUAAAUCGUCAAGCGUUGUACUCGGACUGACGUUUCGUGUCGUACUCAAUAUGUGCCGAGAUCGCGACAUGUCCGUACUGACCGGUGACAUUAUAAAAUAAUUAUAUUCUCGAGCGUGUUCUGACUCUACCGCCUGCGGUGUAGUGCCAAGUUUCUCGCCAAGACGGCGCGCGUUUCCGCCCUGCCGUUACGUUUUGUUUCUUUCAUUUUGUUUUACAUCAAAGGUUAAUCAAUAGCCCGGUGGAUUAGUGUUUGGUUGUGGAUAACUGGGGGGUGUUUUGCUGUAUCGCGGUCCCGCUGCGCGCGACACUGGCCAGCCGCGGCCGAGAAAACUUGUCCAGGAUUUUGGACUCCAUAGUUGACGCUGCUAGAUAUUGCAUUAUUUCACAUUAACGGGCGAAAAGUUUUGGAAAUUGGAAAAAAUAUUUAUCAAACAUGGUACAAUUGGAUAUUUUGCAGGGUUACGGGCACGAAACUGAGUGUCCCAGUGAGCGGCGCAUUGUAAUAUCUGGCCUGGGGUGGCGUGCGCAGUGCUGCGAGCGCGGACGAGAGCCCGAGAGGGAGGCGGAAGAUAUGGCGGCGCCCGAGUGCGAGAGGGAGGCUCGCAAGCGACGCGAGCGCCGCGACUCUGGCUGCGCCCACGAGCGCAAGGAGAGGAGACCGCACAGCGAAGAACGACCACCGCCGCCACCGCCUCCGCCACCGCUACACGACUACAAUAGACUUGAAUCGGAGCGCCGCGCCGAGCGGCUCUCCCGCGCACGCCGUCCACAGUACGGCGGCAAACGUCGCCGUGCACCCACUCGCAUCCCCAAACAUCCCAAAGAGAACGAUUGCUUCACCACUACAGAAGAGAUUAGAUGCAGCACGCCACCACAUUUUGAUUACGCAAUUAUUCAGAAACCUCAAUUUUCAGACGAGCCAGAGACCCUAGACGCAGCAGCGUUGCAUAGACAAGCGGUGCGCGUCGGCAGCACAGAGACCCUCGGAUCAACAGGUUCUGCGGAGGAGACCAGCUCUGACGUAUGUGCUGCAGCAGAGCGCGUGCGCCAGCACGAGCGCAGCGCCGCGCCGCACCACCAACCACGCCGCGACCAGCCUUGCCCAGACAGACGCCUCGAAAAGAUUGUCAAGAAGAUAAGUGUGCUCAAGAAGAAUAUCUCUAAAUAUGAGAGUGAUUACGAAACAAUCAACGGUUGCGCGCUGUCGCCCACCGACCGCAUCACUGACGUGCAACUGCUUCGAAUGAACGAGACCCUGAAACGGCUUCAAGCCGAAAAGCGCAGCAUUAAAUCUGAUCCUGUGGAGUAUGCGUUGAAACUUCAAGCGGCCAAGCAGCAGAAGGAAAGGGACGACGCGCUUGAAGCAGCGCUGAAGAGUGACAAGCCCAUGGCUGAAGUCGUUGUUGAUAUUGAGGAGUGGUUGGAAGGGUGUCGUCAAGCGGGUGGCAGGUCUGGUUUACCAGAAGCCAACUGGACAUCGUCCCAACUGGCAGCUGAAAAGCUGUGCGUGCAACGAGUGCUGCUUCGCUUGGAGGCGGCUCGGGGCAGACCCCCCGCGCACUCCGCCGAACGCGGCGCCGCCAGACACUUGUACGAGAGGUACAGGGCGGUGAAGAGAGUUCUCGCUUCCACUAGGCCUGACGCUGUAAUCGGUGGCACGAACGGCGAGUUAGCCACCAUACAUGAGCACGAAGCAAUGCUUUUUAACACGAGCGUCGAUAGCUCCAGCGACUCUCAGGAGAAACCUUCGGAUUCCUCGCAGGAUACAAGUGAGACCCCCCUCCAAUCGCCGCCAACACGCGAGACACCAGCAGUGGAGGAGGUGCCGUCGUCGACGUCGUCAGCGCAAUCCGCCAACAGCGAGGAGGCCGCGCCCUCUAACGAGGGGCUGCACUGCCUCGGGCUCGAGGAUCUCAUAAAAGCGCUCGGAGAAGCCAAGCUACAGAAGAGUGUUCUUCGCCGCAGCAUCAAAGAGUACGAACUCAGCUUCGAGCUGCAAAACAGCAGGAAGGUGCAGCGCGAUGACAAGAAGGGACGUGAAGAAGAUUACCUUCGGUACAAGGCAAUAAAGGCGAGAAUCAAGCUGCUUAACGCUCUUAUCAACAAACAAACAGCUUUGCAGGCUUAAAGCAUACCUCAUCAGCAUAUGCUAAAGCUCUAUUUAUUAUCAUGGAUAUGUUGAAUGACGUAGGGAAUGUUUAUAAAGCGGUGUUUCGAAAGGGUCUCUCAUGGAAUAGAAGAGAUAUUUUGAGACUUCUCUUGAGGGUAAUAAACGAUUUUUUGGUUAUGAUGGUGUUAAAGAACAGAAUAAUAUAUUAUAUGAAAAAGGGUAAGUGGCAUCGAGCAUUUUCUAUCAUUAUUCGUAAUUAUAUGAGAUCAACGCAGUAGGUCUAUGGAGUCUAAAUCUUGGAAGUCUAAAUGUAAGUAGUGAUCCCUGAGCGGGAUGUUUUGAUUUUUUACUCAUUGGUAUAUUAUGAUUUCUGAAAAAUAUUUUUGUAUGUAUAAUGUGGGUUACCUAUUAGCAUGUAAGGUCUGUAAAGGAUUUCUACAAUCAACUAUGGAAUUUAAAUUUAGACAAUGCUAAUUUCAUUUGUAAUCGUAUACGAGAUUAAUUUAUAAAUUGUGUAAUGACGGGUUUUGUCGCUUUAUACAAUUUUGUAAUCAAACUUUCUUCAUACAUAUGCAGCAAGAUAACUGUAAAUAUAUUGAUAAUGUACGAACGAAAUUAAUUCUAUGAGGUAUUAUAAAUUAUUCCGAAUAAAUAAUAAGGAUUUAACAUUUACGGACUUGAGUGUUAUGAACUGUAUAUAAAUAUAAUUCUUCUAGAUGUGACCAAUUCUGAAUUCUCAGUUAUGGUUGUACGACACAAUGUGAAUUUUUGGACUAUUUCUCGAUGACGGAUGUUUCUCAUUCAGAAUUGCUCACACAAAUGCAUAGACGGUUAAGAAAUGGCAUCGCGUGACCUAAACCUUUUUGAUAUUAGCCGGCAGCAUAUUAGGUCGAUUAAUAGGACUUGCAGGGGUAAUGUGAAAUACGAGCAAAUUGUUUCACGUAUAUUCGCAGAAAACGUGCGAGUCCACGAGAUUUCCAUCGAUAAAUUUGAAUUAAGAACAAUUGAUUAGUAACCGAUUUUCGCAAACUAAUAUACGCUAAUCUUUCUGCCAAUAUAUGUUUUAGGAUAAUGGCGCAUCUAAUUAUUGUAUUGCUGAUAGUGAAUGUCGAAUGAUAUGUUACUGUUUACUUGGUACUUCUUGCGUGAUGAUUUUUCCUAAUCGAUGAUAUAUUUAAUAGUGAAGUAAGUCGAUGUUUGUACAAACUUAACCCGCCGUUUCUUUAGGGUUUAUACAAAGAUUAUGCAGUACAAUCGAAAGAAUUAUUCCUUCGGGUACAAUCGUUGUCAUAAGUGUUUCAUAAUUGAAUAUUAUUUAAUGAAGUUUAUAAUAUUAUGAUACCGAUAAGUAUUGUUUUCAAUCUGCAAUUUUUUUGUAAUAUGAAAUAUUAUUAAAAUGGUAUUAAUAUUCGAAGGCUUCAUCUCGCCAUUUUAAUGAAUAUAGGCACACGAUCAAACAAAGCUGACAGUUAUAUUUACGAUUUGCUCCAAAAACGUAGAAAUUGCAAUACAGACAAAUAACUGUCAGUUCCUAUUGAUGAUGCGCAUCCGAUAACAGUUCUUAUAGGUUAAAUAAUAAUGUAAAGAUUUAAGAUUUUAUGUGUGUUAACAUUCUUUUGGAAAGUUUAUUUCUUCACUAAGUAAUGAAAAAAAUUACAGCUCAACAUAUUAUUAAAAACACCAGACCCCAUAAAGUUUGGUAUUUUUAAAGUAGAUGAAAAUAUAAUAUCUUCUUGAUGUUUCAAAAAGUUAUAAAGACUCUAUCAUAUAUUGAUUAUAAUUCUUGACUGCGAUACCUGAUUGAGCGAUGUUCGGAAAUCGAAAUGUCAGUAAAUUUCUAACGAAAUUGACUCUAUGUCAUAGAAAGAAGACAGUUCAUUAUUAAUUGAUGGUUCUCACAAAACAAAAGCGAGCUUGUAUAAUUCAAUUUAAGGUUUGGAAUGUUUUGCAUAAAGAACUGAAGAAGGCAAAAUGGUUAUUGUUUAGGGAAAGUUGCAGACAGAACGUGUAACAUACAUAGGUUGAGGCGCAAUUUCACAAAGGCCUAUGUCUAAAACAUUAACGUCGAUACGUAUUGAUCUCAACAUCUUUCGUGGUGCAGGACUUUAUAGCGGUUUAUCGCUUUUUUACCGCCUAUUUUUUUAUUUAUGUUAUAAUUUAUAAUGACGUCGGCGAUAAAUGUAUAAUCAAUUUGUUAAUAAAUUCGAUGUUUAUGUGUAGCCGACUGUACCCGCUUGUUAGAUGUCAUUUAAUUGCAAUGUUUAUUGUGUACGAUAAUAUUUUUAUUGACAAUUCUGAAGAAAUUGAUUUUUCUCUAUAAGAGAUUGUCACGUUUAUGUGUAGACUAAAUACAUUUAGUGAUAAAUAUGAUUACCUGUGAUUUUAUUAUAAAAUAUUCUUGUGUGACAAGAAGUUUCGUUUAUAAAACUGUUGGUUAGAUGAUAGAUACGUGUAUUCCUUCAUGGGACUUUGUCAGCAUAUUAAAAUGGAUGAGACUUGAUAAACGUACGUGUUUGAGCAUUAAUUUAUUUAAAAAUAUAUAAAACUCGGGUGAUUGAUGUAAUCUUGUCACAGUGAGGUAUAGACUUGAUUUGUAUGUAUAAUUAACAUGUAUGUAUUUAUGGAUAGCUGGCAAUUAUUGUGAGCGGUCAGCAUUUAUUAGCAAAAUCCAUAAAUAAAUAUCAUUUGCGAUACGAAAUUUCCAUAGCGCCAUGUUAAUUCACGACAACUUUUGGUCGAAAAACGACUUGCUAAUUAAUUAAAUCUUCGUACAAUUCUGGCGCAUACUUCGAAGAACCCAAGACGUAUUGAGAAAACUUCUAUGUUUCUUCUAUUCCGUAUUGGCGUAUCGUAUCGUAAAAGAUGUGAGAGAACAAGAUAUUAUUAAAAUUCAAGAUGCCGUGAAUUAAACAAGUGCGAUUUUCAACGAUUUAACACGAGCCAAAGAGUGAGUUAUAAUAUGUCUCCUGGCGUUUUUGUACAAAUACAAAGAAAACAACAAAUAUCAUAUCAAAUAUAUAAAAAUUGACAGUAAUAAUUAAUUUCCUAAAUUAAAUGGCUGUCGAUACGGAAAUUUUAUUAAUUUGUCAAAUGAUUUUCUAUUGUAGCCUUUUGAAUGUAAUAUAAAAGAUUUGUAGAGAAACUUGAUAAAUCGUAGUAUGUUAAGAUAUCGUCCUAUUUUCCCGCCUAAAAUGUAAUAGCCAAUUACAAAGCGCCAUUCUGUCUGCUUAAUUUGAUGUAAUGAAUGCUAUUGGUUGAGCAGAUUGAGAAAUGUUUGUUUGAAAAGAGAACACUUUUAAUUUUAACUAAAAAUAAUAAACAGCCAGUAAUGUAGCGUUUCACAAAUUGACUUUAAUAACCAUGUAAUAAUCUCUUAAAUAAAAAUAUGAUACAAA